CUGAAUGCCAUAAACGAAGAAACAUCACACACAUAUCAAUUCAUAGAUUCAGCAAUGCCUACAAACAAAAAUCCAUCAGAAUCACAGACAAAACACCAUCCAGAUUCCAAAUUUCAUCCACUCCAAGAGCCUGCCAUCCCAUCCUCACCCGAAAACAUCAAUGCCUCUCCAAAUCUCAACCGAUCCAUUCACUCAAACGAUAUCCAUAACCAUUCCACCGUUGAUCCGGGACGCAAAGUACCAACAAUCAUUACGCUACGAAAAGACAAAGGCAGACAAACUGUCAACAUGAAAGAAUUACUCACUGAUUUGAGAAACGGCUAUACCAACGACAAUUCUCCAUCCUCCGUCGUUUCUACGCCUCCUAGUAGUCAUGAAAGCGGACGACACAAAGAACUAAACAGCGUUAUGGCGUUGAUCGAUAGUAUUACGAGUCCUGAUGAAGAAGGAUGGUCAAGGCACCGAAUGCUCACGUUUGCUGCAAAGAGGUAUGCAAGCGCGAUAGAGACCAAUCCAGAUGACUACGACGCGCUUUAUAAUUGGGCGCUAGUUCUUCAGGAAUGUGCGGAUAAUGUUAAUUCGGAUGCUAAUUCACAUUUGAAAGAUGCUUUGCUAAAAGAGGCUUGCAAAAUGUACGAUGAGGCUACGCAAUUAAACCCUGCACUUCAUGAUGCAUAUUAUAACUGGGCGAUUGCCAUAGCUGAUCGAGCCAAGUUGCAUGGCCGAACGAAGGAAGCUGAAGAAUUAUGGAAGCAGGCAACAAAGAAUUACGAAAAAGCUCUUCAACUAAGUUGGAACAGUCCCCAGGCUCUCAACAACUGGGGUCUCGCUUUACAGGAACUGAGUGCGAUUGUUCCUGCACGAGAAAAACAAACUAUAAUAAAAACCGCAAUCAGUAAGUUUCGUGCAGCAGUACGGUUGCAGUUUGAUUUCCAUAGAGCUAUUUACAACCUUGGCACUGUUCUGUACGGGUUAGCAGAAGACACAUCACGAACGGGAGUAUCGCUUGUUGGAAACGAGUUUUCCGCCAAUGAAUUAUACAGUCAAUCUGCUAUCUACAUAGCCGCUGCUCAUGCAUUACGACCAAGUUACUCGGUUUACGCUAGUGCCUUGAAGCUCGUGCGAUCGAUGCUUCCUUUACCCUAUUUAAAGGUUGGAUAUUUUCUGGUGCCGCCAGUGGGAAAUCAAGUCGCCCCACAUUGCGACUGGAAACGGUUUAAGUUUGUUUUGAACCAUGAAGGACUUCAACAGAUCCAUGAUGAUGAGCAAAAGAUUAAUGACAGACCAGCUAUCAUAGUUGAUAUUCUGGAUAUUAUCUCGGUAGCAGUAUGCUCGGAUUUGACUUUACCACCCGGUCCAUCCAUCUGCAUUGAUACCGUUCAUGGACCGGUUUUUUUGAUUGCAGAUUCAUGGGAAAGUUUGGACUCAUGGCUUGACGCUCUGCGACUAGUUUACACGAUAUUCGCACGGGGUAAAAUCGAUGUUCUAGCUGGCAUAAUAACGGGAUAGAAGCUCGCUUUACUAGCAAGAAACUUGGUUAUAUUAUUUCAUCUUUUUAAACCUAAUAACAAAAUUUGAUUCUAGCUCAA
This is a messenger RNA of Helianthus annuus (common sunflower), 1589 nucleotides long. RefSeq names its product protein HLB1. Lineage: Eukaryota; Viridiplantae; Streptophyta; Magnoliopsida; Asterales; Asteraceae. The transcript has 13 exons. Bases 55 to 1509 code for a protein of 484 amino acids. Gene Ontology annotation, molecular function: protein binding. The record is from RefSeq and is a predicted model, not a curated record.